Messenger RNA from Tyto alba (common barn owl), 747 nucleotides. It is a transcript of the gene SMDT1, whose product is annotated as single-pass membrane protein with aspartate rich tail 1. The transcript has 3 exons. Gene Ontology annotation, biological process: mitochondrial calcium ion homeostasis; calcium import into the mitochondrion. Bases 87 to 380 code for a protein of 97 amino acids. Gene Ontology annotation, cellular component: uniplex complex; mitochondrial inner membrane. The record is from RefSeq and is a predicted model, not a curated record. Lineage: Eukaryota; Metazoa; Chordata; Aves; Strigiformes; Tytonidae.
AGCCUCGCGAGAGCCGCCGGCCCCGCCGCCCUGGGUGACGCCUCGGCCCGGCCGUUGCGGGGUCCCGGCUCGGGGCAGGCGGGAGGAUGGCGGCGGCCGGUGGGCGGCUCUUGGCGGCGGCCGCGGCUUACUCGGGGCGAGCGGGCUGGGGCGGGCCGCGCCGCAACCCGGCCGUGCCGCUUGUGCCCUCCCGGGGCGCCACCGUCACCCGCAGCGGCGCUAUUUUGCCCAAGCCCGUUAAGACGCCCUUCGGCCUCCUCAGAGUAUUCAGCGUGGUGAUCCCUUUCCUGUACGUCGGGACCCAGAUCAGUAAGAACUUUGCAGCCCUACUUGAAGAACAUGAUAUCUUUGUGCCAGAGGAUGACGAUGAUGAUGAUUAAAGGAGGUGAACAAUUUAAGAGAAUUCCAGAAGCCAUCAGCACAAACUGGCCCGUGGGUGUUACAACGCUGAUCUCCAGAGUAGUUGGACCAUUCAGACUCAUGGGAUAAAGGAAGAAGCAGAAAUAAAUCACCUUGAUCUGCAGUACACUACACUGUGCUAUGCUUUCCACCAUUUCAUGUUAUUGUUUGGCUUGCCCUUGUGUAAAGACUUGAGUUGGGGUGAACAAAGAAGCCAUUUUAAAUAAGUUGCUGUAAAUACUGUUAAUUUAUAAUCAGUUUGGUGGAUGUAUUCCAUUUGAUAAAGGGAUUUUUCCAGCAUACACUAUGUAGCUAAAAGCAAAGAAUUAAAAGAUUGUAAAGACUGCA